AUGGCCUCGCUUGCCGUCCUCCCGCUGCUUUUAUUCCACCGUGAAGAGUUUUUGAGCUUUGUGUCGAUUGGCCGCGUCGAAUACCCUUUCCUAACCCCGAUGGACGAAGCGUGUAUCGCUGCUCUCGGGACAGCGUUGUCUACUAUCGGCACAGUCUACAUGCUGAUAGAAACCGACCGGAAGAAGCGCGGGUUACUCCCUUCCGAUUACACCUUGAGCAAGAGAUAUCAACUUUAUGCAAACGUGAAAGCAGCAAAGAUCUGUGCAACACUGGCAAUCUACGCCGCGGUGAUGAACGUGCUUUUCUGCAUAAUUUUCGUGCUGAAUCGAUACGCAUUUUCGUGGUAUUGGAAGAAUAUUCUGGGCGUUACGAUCGGGGUGCACAACGCCUUUUACACCUGGUCUAUGACGUUUAUGGGCUAUCUGGCGAGCCCGAAAAUGAUGAGGAUUGCGCGGGAUAUUGCCGUGAAAGAAAUCCAGCGACUAUUAAAAGUCGGCGAGGUCGGCGAACGCAAAGCGGCCCAACGUGUUGCUGUUGGCAUCAAUGGAAAAGAGCUCUACCUCGGCGCCAAGCAGGAAGACUACUUUGCUCAACUCGACGCUCAGUGGGCUUUUCAGCCCAGGGCGAAGACUGCA
Messenger RNA from Mesorhabditis spiculigera, 636 nucleotides. NCBI's taxonomy places the organism in Eukaryota, Metazoa, Nematoda, Chromadorea, Rhabditida, Rhabditidae. The record is from the annotation of a GenBank genome assembly.